AUGGCUCGCAUCUAUCAAACCGUCAGAUCUGUCCCUCGAAGAAAGAACACUAUCCAAUUCUUCUAUCAUCUCACCUCUGGUGGUGACUGCACUGUUGCCGCGAGACUUGGUGGUAGUAUGUUUUGGUCUGCGGCUGCUUCUAGAGACGCCGGCUCUUGGGUCAAGGUCCUUGGACAGGUAGAAGCCUCAGAUAGUACGCCUACCUUUGAUGUUUCUUUGACGUGUAGUGGUGCGGGCAGUUCUUCUAUUCUGGUGGACUCAAUCUUUAUCUCUGAUAAGGUCACGCCGGACACGAUCGGGAGUGGUCAGCUCGACUUUGGCUCAGUUCCGGUUCCCGUUGUUACCACUGCCAUUGAGCCCACUUCUCGAACAGCACGAACUACUGACUCACGGAGCGCGAAUACCGCCAAGGCCAGCUCCACGACCUCUUGGAACGAAGCAAGCUUUGCCCGCUCAACAGAAAUGACGAUGGGAAGCUUGUACCCUAUUAGAGGAUCUACUGAUGUUACGGAGCUCAAAGCAGAAAGAUCACCUUCUGUCACAGACAACACCUCCAAUUCUUACACUCCUACAAUUGUUGAUCCUGAAAUCAUCAACAGAUCAACCUCUGACGGCUCCACAGAGGUCACAGUGGAAGGAUCACUCCCCGUCACUGGCACUACAGGUACCAAAUCCGACGCUGCUACGUUUACUAUCUCAGAAGACAUAGAGGCCCCUUCAGAUUUUACAACCACCAGACCUAGUGAGGGACACUUUGGCACUACAAAAGUUGUGGAUCAAGGAAACGACACCCCUGCAUCCAAAACUACCACCGCUGAACCGGCCGAAUUAACUGGCUGUUCAGCAACAUGCACCCUCAUCGAAGACUACCAAUAA
Molecule: messenger RNA, 876 nt
Organism: Fusarium graminearum PH-1
Lineage: Eukaryota; Fungi; Ascomycota; Sordariomycetes; Hypocreales; Nectriaceae
Exons: 2
Coding region: 1-876 (291 amino acids)
Source: RefSeq, a predicted model, not a curated record